Molecule: messenger RNA, 180 nt
Organism: Clunio marinus
Lineage: Eukaryota; Metazoa; Arthropoda; Insecta; Diptera; Chironomidae
Source: the annotation of a GenBank genome assembly
AUGAAGGAAGAAAAGGCAAGAAAACCAGCUCAACAAGAAAAUAAUGAUGAUGAUGAUGGUCUUCUUAAACAAUUUAUGAUUGUUGUCAUGACGUUGAGAUUAAAAGAAGAAAAGAUGAUUCAAAAUUCAUCUUCACAAAAAAAAAGAAAUAAAAUAAAAACACAACUCACGACGACAUGA